Messenger RNA from Mytilus californianus (California mussel), 1876 nucleotides. RefSeq names its product toll-like receptor 13. Lineage: Eukaryota; Metazoa; Mollusca; Bivalvia; Mytilida; Mytilidae. The record is from RefSeq and is a predicted model, not a curated record. Gene Ontology annotation, molecular function: transmembrane signaling receptor activity; protein binding. Bases 92 to 1798 code for a protein of 568 amino acids. Gene Ontology annotation, biological process: toll-like receptor signaling pathway; immune response; inflammatory response. The transcript has a single exon. Gene Ontology annotation, cellular component: membrane.
GAUCAGGGUUAUUAAAAGAUAUGCCUUUUCUAAAUUCGAUUACCUGCAAAAGCUAGAUCUUUCUAACAACAGUAUAACGGAACAGGAUGCAAUGAACUGUUUUAAAAGUUUACCAAAAGGUAUACAAUGUUUGAGAUUAUACCAUCUUCACUGGUAUCCAUUUGAAGGAUUAUUUGAUGGUUUAGCAAAUAGUUCUUUAACAAGUAUAGAGUUAAGCCAUAGCUACUUAACUCCAUUUGAAGGAACUUGGUUUUCAGGUCUUAGCCAACUGAUGUCACUGGACAUUUCAUGGAAUUCAAUUAAAGAUUCGGAUUGUAAUUUGACUGGACUUUCUAAUAUACGCUAUAUUAACUUGGCUGGCAACAGGUUUAAUGAAAUUCCAGAUUUUUGUCAGUUCGGUUUAUACAGUAUUGAAAAGUUACAACUGUCUGAAACAAAGCUAUAUACCAUUAACCAUUUAGAAAACUAUUCUGCGUGUCUGCAAAAUCUUACGAAGUUAUAUUUGAGUGGACUUUCAAUAGAGAUAAUACCAACAAACAUAUUUUCUAAUCUCAAUUCUUUAAAGGUGCUUACAAUGACGCAGAUGUCUACACAAUUUAAAAGUAUUGAAAAAUAUGCCUUCAAUAGUUCUACUUUACAAAAUUUAACAUUCUGGAGAGCAGACGGCUUUCCGUUUACCUCGAGAUCGGUGCAACAAGGACUGUUUCAUCCUGAUUCAUUUUUUAGAUACUGUAAAAAUAUUAAAGACCUUGAUAUAUCUAAUAAUAAAAUAGAUUUGAUAUCAAAUACAAUCAGAUCCAUGUUCGAACCUCUGACAGAACUUAGGAGAUUAUGGAUGGAAUCAAUGUCUCUAUCAUACAUGCCGAAAGACUUUUUACCGCUAUUUCCAUUACUGAAAUUGAUUUCAUUCGAGAACAAUCGAAUUCACCCUUGGAAUUAUGGCCAUUCUGUGUUUUAUGGAGUUCGAAAUUUGAAGAUAGUUAAUCUAAGGAGAAAUAAGAUCGGAAUGAUUUAUGAUACAUCUUUUCCGCUGGCUCUUUUGAACAACUUGACCUCAAUAAACAUCAUGCAUAAUCGGUUUAGCUGCACUUGUGAUCUUCAGUGGUUUAGGAAUUGGAUGAAACAUACCCGUGUAAAUAUUACUGGAAAUAAUACUUACAAAUGUGAUAUUGGCAAAACGAAGGUAGUUGAUUACAAUCCAGACUUUAUAGAAUGCCACAUUUUGUCAAUUUCCUUAUCAAUCGGAUUUGGCGUCGCUUUAAUUUUGAUCGUAACUAUAACCGGUUAUAUCUGUCGGUGGCGUUUCCGAUUCCAGUUGUACAAACUUCGUUCACUUCGCAAACAGUACAAAGAACUUGUCAACAGAGAGGAUUUGGUAUAUUCUGCGUACGUAGUUUACUGUUACGAAGAUUUCACGUGGGUAAAAAGAAGCCUCAUUCAAGAAAUAGAAGAGAAGCAAGGUUAUAAGUUGUGUAUUCCACACAGGGACUUUGAAUUAGGAAAAGUAUUUGCAGAUAAUAUUGUUGAACAUAUGCAUUUGAGUGAAACAGAAAUACUUGUUCUUUCUAAUAAUUUUGCAAAAAAUGAGUGGUGCUUAUUUCAGCUUGCUGUUGCUAAAAACAAAGUAAAUAAACUUGGGAAAUUAUCCAUAUUUCUUGUGUUACUCGAAGAAAUAGAAUUUAAGAACAUGAAUUCUGCGCUAUAUCACCUUUUGAAAAUGUCAAGCUAUGCAGCAUGGGACAAUGAUGACAAUGCUCAGAAACUUUUCUGGGAUCAAAUAAGAGAUCACCUUAGUUGAACUGUUGACGUUUUUAUCAAUUGGAGGAUUUUGGAGUAAGAGUUUUCCUGAUUCAAGAUAAAUUAAAAUUAUUGAUGA